CAGAAUUCAAUUGCUAUUCUGGAAGAACAGUUUAAAGACAGUGAAGUCAUCAACUGUCAACAAGCAGGGAGCAAAGGUCAAGGCAUAGAGAGGCCCUCAUCUGAAAUCCUAACCUGUCAAGUCCACAUUCUAAGAUGUCCUUGGAAAAAAUGAAAGACCUCCACCUUGAUGAACAGAACCUGCAGCCAGAAACCAGGGAAGUGAAUGGGAUUCUCAUGUCCAAGAUGAUUAGUGAAAACUGGGACAAAAUCUGGAACUUCCAAGCAAAGCCUGAUGAUCUCCUUAUUGCUACCUAUGCAAAAGCAGGUACCACCUGGACACAGGAAAUUGUGGACAUGAUCCAAAAUGGUGGAGAUGUUCAAAAGUGCCAGAGGGCCAACACCUAUGACCGACACCCUUUCAUUGAGUGGACUUUGCCUCCACCCCUUAAUUCAGGUCUGGAUCUGGCUAACAAAAUGCCUUCACCUAGAACCCUGAAGACUCAUUUGCCUGUUCAGAUGCUUCCACCUUCCUUCUGGAAAGAAAACUCAAAGAUUAUCUAUGUGGCCAGAAAUGCCAAGGACUGCCUGAUAUCUUACUACUAUUUCUCAAAAAUGAAUAGAAUGCUGCCUGACCCUGGUACCCUGGGAGAAUACAUUGAAACAUUCAAAGCUGGAAAAGUGCUGUGGGGCUCCUGGUAUGACCAUGUAAAGGGAUGGUGGGAUGUGAAAGACCAACACCGUAUUCUCUACCUCUUCUAUGAAGACAUGAAAGAGGACCCUAAAAGAGAAAUUGAGAAGAUAGUAAAAUUCCUGGAAAAAGACAUAUCAGAAGAAGUUCUAAAUAAAAUCAUCUAUCAUACCUCCUUUGAUGUAAUGAAGCAGAAUCCAAUGGCCAACUAUACUACUCUACCCUCCAGUAUCAUGGACCACUCUAUAUCUCCUUUCAUGAGAAAAGGGAUGCCUGGAGACUGGAAGAACUACUUUACUGUGGCACAAAGUGAGGAUUUUGAUGAAGACUACCGGAAGAAGAUGGCAGGGAGCACUAUUACCUUCCGCACAGAGAUCUGAGAGCAGUAGGGUAGAGGAAAGUCCUAGGUUUCCUGACUAUAUGCUUUAGCUAUUUGAGUCUCAAAUCCUAAGCUGUUGCAUGGUUCUGUAUGUCCUAUGAUACUAUUUCAUCAAAAUGUAAUCAGACAUUCUACAGAAUGAUUUUGGUUACAUUAUGUGAUUAUUGUUAUUGAUACCUACCACACAACCAUGUACUUUACUGCACAUAGGCAAAAUAAAUGGAAUACCUUCACUAGUCUACAGUUGUCUUGUCUCAAGGCAAAGCUCAUGAAUAGAAAGACACACAGGAGAACAUGAUUUGACAUAAAGUAAAACAGAAAAGCAAAGGGAAUGAGAAGCAAACACUGAACAUAAACCAAAGGCUAAUUUUCUUAACAAUUGUCUUCAUCUGUUCUAUGACACUUUAACAAAACACCUAAUUUGUUUAAAAAGAAUAAAAACUACUUCUUAUG
Grammomys surdaster is the source of this 1501-nucleotide messenger RNA. It is a transcript of the gene Sult1c3, whose product is annotated as sulfotransferase family 1C member 3. Gene Ontology annotation, cellular component: cytoplasm. The record is from RefSeq and is a predicted model, not a curated record. Gene Ontology annotation, molecular function: sulfotransferase activity. The coding region runs from base 135 to 1049 and encodes 304 amino acids. Lineage: Eukaryota; Metazoa; Chordata; Mammalia; Rodentia; Muridae. The transcript has 8 exons. Gene Ontology annotation, biological process: sulfation.